Molecule: messenger RNA, 3577 nt
Organism: Lingula anatina
Lineage: Eukaryota; Metazoa; Brachiopoda; Lingulata; Lingulida; Lingulidae
Product: deubiquitinase DESI2-like
Biological process (GO): protein deubiquitination
Molecular function (GO): deubiquitinase activity
Source: RefSeq, a predicted model, not a curated record
UCUAUUAGUGGCAAGAUCUCGAAUAAUGGUGACGUUUGUUACAAAUCUGGGAAAAUAUUUCACACAAAAAAGCUGUCAUUUCGAUAUUGAAUUUUAAGUUGGAGAGUGUUGUAAAAACUCUGCCGAUUGUCUGGUAGAGCUCUGCAAGUACUGUUAAACUCACGGAAAAUGUCAAAUGUUACCUAGAUCUAGAAGUCGGAAGAGAUUUGGGAAGGAAAACAAAUGAACUGUAUUGACGCUGCGGCAGCUUUGUCAUAUUUAUUUAGAAUUCUUAGCAGCGUGUUGAACCGGUGUCUGACAUAAAUAAUGGGUGGAGAAGCUGUGGUUAUUAAUAUUUAUGAUAUGUACUGGAUUAAUGAAUAUACCUCUACACUUGGUAUAGGAGUCUACCACUCUGGGAUUGAGGUGUAUGGUACAGAGUAUGCUUAUGGUGGGCAUCCCUUUCCAUUUAGUGGCAUAUUUGAUAUUACCCCAAAGGAUGCAGAAGAACUAGGAGAGCAUUUCAAGUUUAAAGAAACAAUCCGGCUUGGCUCUACAGAUUUCACACAAGAAGAUAUUCAGAAAAUUGUUGAACAGCUUGGUAACGAAUAUAAGGGUGACCAGUAUCACCUCCUAAACAAAAAUUGCAAUCAUUUUUCAUCAGCUCUUGUACAGAUUCUGUGUGGUAAAGACAUCCCUAGCUGGGUAAACAGACUAGCCUAUGUGAGCUCCUGUAUUCCAUUCAUAGAAAAAGCAAUACCAAAGGAAUGGUUGACACCUAUGGCCUUAGAACAAAGCAUACAGCACAGAACAGCGGAGCAAAAUAGACAUUAGCAAUACACACAGUACCUCAGCUAAUAUAGUGUUAGUAUUGCAGUCAAAACCUUUUAUAAGACUGGUUUGAAGUGAUUUGCUAUGUGUCACACAAUGGAAUCUAUUUUACAGAUAUGGGAUGUGUAUUAGCCUCUCCCUGUGCAGAGAAUGGGUUGAAAUGGAGAGAUUGCUGUGCCUCAGACAAUUGAGUUCCUGGUGAUUAAAUGAUGUGUUUAAGAGUCACAACAAUAGUUAUUUGAAGCUGGUUUGAAUGGGGCUCAAAAUAACCAAUUCCUAGUCAUAGAACAAGAUACUCUUUCUCAGCAUGGUCUUUGAAGAAGGCAUCAACCUUUAACCUGCUGUUACAACCAAGACAUCUGGUCAUAUCAAUUUAUCAAAGUCAUCAAAUCUAUGUAGAGAAAUAACAGCAGGGAGUGAUCUUUGAGGGGAUCAAAAAUAAUAUAUUAAUCAUGUUUCAUGCUACAAGUGCUGGGUUGCCAACAUUUACGUUCAUUUCCCAAAAUUGUAUAUCUGUUGGUUCUUUCAUGUUAUUGUUUCAGUUAAAACACCUAAUAUUUAGGAAGGGAAUUCACAGCCUGAAAUGUGUAGACUAUUCAUCACCAAUGCUUAAAUAGCAACCCAGGGAAUUUAUGUGGAACAUAGUAUUGGGUUUUUCUAAAUGAUAGUUGAUAGGUACAGGUAGGUUAGUUUAAAGAUCGCCAUCCCCGCAUAUUAAGCUCUGUUAUGCACCCAUUGUGUUCACCUUCAGGUGGGUGUGAGCUGUUGUACCAGUUUAUGUUUGCACUCCACUGAGCCAGUUUGAGAUAAUGGGAGGUUUACCAUCAUUGCAGCUGUCGAAAUGUCACUGUGUAAAUCUGUUGUUAAAGAUCAGGCCCGUAGCCAGGGGGGGUUCGGGGGGUUAGAAAGAACCGCCCCUUAUGCUGGGAAAAGGUCCACUCUGGGUAAAAAUUGAACUAGGUAUUAUAUGUGUUUAUGGGAAAAGGACCACUUUUUCAGAAAAAGAACCCCCUUUUUGAAAUUGCUGGCUACGGGCCUGAAGAUGCUAUUGCAAAAUUUGAUUUGAAAAGAAAUAAGAAAAGUGAUAGUCAAAAUUAUGUAGAGUUUGUGAAAUACAUUCUACAGAAUAUUUAUGCCAUCAGCCUAAGCUGAUGAUAAAUGUUUUAAAUUACACGGCUGUUAAGGACAGUAUUGAGAGUUCAAAAGAAAAUGGGCAGUGUUUGAGCUGAUAACAUUUUGUUAAAAGCAUGGUACAAAAAUGAAGUAGGUGGUCAAAAGGAGAGGGAAAUAUUAUAGUAAGCAUAAAGGCUUCAGUUGAAUUUAGAAGAAUUCAGUUGAGGUAGAUGUGGACCACAGAUCAGGAAAAAAAAUGGGGCUACUCUCUGGUUCCUUAUUGCUAUACGAUUUGGAAUAGUAGUACAGUGUGACUGGAUGUGAUUGCGUAUAUGUCCUGAAAUGCACUGCUGUCACAAUCUCACUGGUCACAAUCCAGAGUAAACACAGGGUGCUGCCAUGAUGGAUCUCGCUUGAGUGUUAAAAUGGGUCAAUAUACGUAUGUGGUGUACGAAUAGGUCUGGGGAAACUUAGAUUUUUAAUAAGCGUACAGUCUUGAAUAAGGCCAGACAGUGUGGAAUUUUUUGUCCAAAUGAAUGCCCGUACAUGUAUGGCAAUUAGGAACCAGAGAGUAAUCAACAUUUUAAUGGAUUUGCCUUUCCAACAUUAAAAUGUUAAAAAGUUUAAUGUUAAAAGAAAUAAGUUAGCCUUCUUAUUUAAUUUUAAUUUAUCAUUUAAAAUGAUCUGCUUUUAAAGCAUGUAAACCAUUUUUCAGUGGAAAAAGAAAACUAGUAUAUUUAUAUGAGUAGUAUCUUUAUAUGAUAUUUGUGGAUCUGUUAAGGAAAUGCUCAUUUUAACCCAUAAAUUCAAAUGAUGUUAUAUUUACUUUAGAUAUUACUACUGGUGCAUAAUAGUAUGGUGUAUAUGUGAGGAAGAAGCUCAAGAAUAUUUAAAUUUGUACAAGUAACUGUGACUGAGGUAGUUAGUCUGUGUUCAAACUGUUCUCAAAUGUAAUGAAUCUGAUUAUCUUUUAACUAUUUGAGCAAGCUAGCACAUAAUUUAUAAAGCAUUGAAUAUUAAGCUGAAUUGAGGGGAAACCAGUAUUGGGUUCCAGUUGCUCGUUUAGACUUUUUAUUUGAUUUCAUUUUCUGAAUUUACUAGUUUGGAAGAUAAAGUUAAGCUAAAGGGGGUGCUAGUAGAACAUUUUUUUCUUAUAAUGUGAGCCAGACCAAGUUAGAUAAAGGUGACUCAAAUAUAAUCCAGAUAUGCUGUCAGGCCUCCUUGUCCUAGUUUUUACAUGAAGCACUGGCUGUCAUUAGUCUGUAGGGUUGUAGUUACAAAUGGUGCUGCUUGAACGUGGUUUAUACGUGGAUAUCAACUUGAGAAUGAUGUUAUCGGAACUACAUAGAUGUACAUGUGAAUUGAUUCAGGUUGUAUAUACAUGGUCAUCAGUUCUUUUUAUCCCACUGUUCAUCAUGGUAAUUUUUCAAGUGAAAUAGCAGUUAGAAUGUAUCACAGUUAUUUGGUAGAUUUUGUAAACUAUUUGAUACCAGGUGCUUGAAGAUAUUCAAAUAAUUUACUCUGAGUUUGAUAUAUUUUCAACAAAAAGUUCACUAACAAUUUAAGAAUUAAAGAAGUUUUUGGUAGAGCUAUCUAAAAUAAAAGAAUGAAUGGAUGACAAAAUGUUUGGAAAGAAAUAAAUAUUGGGUGAUUA